Ylistrum balloti is the source of this 2607-nucleotide messenger RNA. RefSeq names its product exonuclease 3'-5' domain-containing protein 2-like. Bases 7 to 2529 code for a protein of 840 amino acids. Gene Ontology annotation, cellular component: cytoplasm. NCBI's taxonomy places the organism in Eukaryota, Metazoa, Mollusca, Bivalvia, Pectinida, Pectinidae. Gene Ontology annotation, biological process: L-phenylalanine catabolic process; nucleobase-containing compound metabolic process; tetrahydrobiopterin biosynthetic process. Gene Ontology annotation, molecular function: nucleic acid binding; 6,7-dihydropteridine reductase activity; NADH binding. The transcript is spliced from 17 exons. The record is from RefSeq and is a predicted model, not a curated record.
UCAAGCAUGGCAACUUCAGCAGGACAAAUUGUGAUCUACGGAGGGAAAGGUGCACUCGGCUCGGCAUGCGUUUCGUUUUUCAAAGGCAAGGGAUAUUGGAUUUGUUCCAUUGAUCUUGCACCAAAUGAAAUGGCUGAUGCCAAUAUCUUAGUAAAGACAGACGUUUCCUGGACUGAUCAGGAGACACAAGUGUUGGGGGAGAUGGAGAGACUGAUGGGUGGUAACAAGUUGGACGCAGUAUUCUGUGUGGCAGGUGGCUGGGCUGGUGGUAAUGCUGCUGACAAAGCCUUUGUAAAAAAUGCUGACAUGAUGUGGAAACAAAGUGUGUGGACCUCCUCUAUAUCAGCAAGCAUUGCUUCCAAACAUUUGAAGGAAGGCGGAGUUUUGACCCUGCCCGGGGCCAUGCCUGCACUGAAAGGCACACCAGGGAUGAUUGGAUAUGGUAUGGCUAAAGCUGCUAUUCAUCAGCUGGUUAAAAGUCUAGCUAGUGAUAAGAGUGGAAUGCCUACAAACGCCUUGACUGUAGCCAUUCUGCCUAUGACACUGGACACACCAAUGAACCGUAAAUUCAUGUCUGAAGCAGACUUUACUACUUGGACUCCAUUGGAGUUUGUGGCAGAACUUUUCUACAAAUGGAUGAUUGGAAGUGACAGACCAGCCAAUGGGAGUUUGAUGAAACUUGUGACAAAAGACAGCAUCACAGAUGUCAUGGACAGAAGACAGAUAUCGAAGCUGUUAGCUGCAGCUGUUCUCGGAGGUGUUGGAAUAUGGGCAAUUCUAAAGACUAUCAAAACAUUAAAAAACAAUGUGAAGGUGUACCAGAGGAAAAAGGAGAUUUUUGUUGUUCAAACUGAAGAAGAAUGGGAACAGUUUUACGCCACCUUCAUACAAAACAAGCAAAUCAAGGUGCUUGGCUUUGACUGUGAGUGGGUGUUUCAUGGCCGUCGACAUCCAGUAGCAUUACUUCAGCUAGCAACGCAGGAAGGAGUGUGUGCACUUAUACGAACUUUCAGAAUUUCUACUUUUCCUUCAUCUCUUCAACAGUUAUUAAAAGACAGAAGCAUACUGAAAGUUGGUGUUGCACCUAAAGAUGAUGCCAAGAAAUUAUUCCAGGACUAUGGCCUCUCUGUACAUGGAUGUAUCGAUCUGCGACACAUGCUUUUCCGGGUCCGCGGCAUCUAUCAAUGUUCCAGCAUUGGUCUUCAGGGUGUGGCUGAGGGAGUACUUGGGGUUACCAUUAAUAAAGAUAAAUCUGUACGCUGUGGAAACUGGGAGGCGGACAUUUUGUCUUCUAGACAGAAAGAGUAUGCUGCUGAUGAUGCUAUUGUAGCAGUUGAUAUUUUCACACACUUGGUCCUCGCCAAGUUGCUGAACCGACGGCCCGAUGCAGACAGUAUGCAGUCAGAUGUGUUUGUAAAUGAAAGUCGUUUCUGGAGGACAUCACGAUCACUAUGUCAGGGAGUAGUGGAUGCCAAUUACAAACACACACCCAAUGCAGGAACUCGAAACAAACCCUCACGAAUGUACAAAAAGCUAGUGAAGGUGCUCACAGAUCGUGAAAAACAGGAUGAAAAGAGUGAUGGAGAGAUGGAUGAUGAUGUAAGCAGUGAAGCAGAACUCUCAGAAGAAAUGAACCAACAGUCCACAUCUCUGGUGCAAGCAAAGAAAGAAGGGAAGUCUUAUAUGACACGACAGCGCCCCCUGUAUGAUAAUUGUCUUCUCCUUGCUCCAGACGGGGAUCUCCUUUGUUCUUGUGAUGUCAAAAAGGCUGCAUGGUACCUAGAAAGGGGAUUAGCAGACAAAGUGGAAGACUCACCUUUGACAGUGAAGCUGAGAUUUGAGCCAGCAGGUCGUCCAACAGAUGACUACUACCUCCAGGACAAGGAGAACAUCUGUGUUGUGUGUGGAGCAGACGAGUCUUAUAUACGCAAGUGUGUCAUUCCUCGGGAGUAUAGAAAAUAUUUACCUCACCAACUAAAAGAUCAUUCCUCACAUGAUGUUUUGUUGAUGUGUGUUCCUUGUCACAUGGACAGUACUCAGCACGAUUCUGUGUUACGUAACAAGCUUGCAGAGGAAUGUAACGCACCAAUAGACAACGGCUCAGGGAUCAAAGUUCACAAUGAUGAAGAUCUUCGCAAGGUUUGCUCAGCUGCAAAGGCCUUGCUGAAAAGUCGGGAUAAGAUACCAGCUCAAAGGCAGGAAUUAUUAGAAGAUACAAUCCGAAGUUUUUACAACACAGAGGUUGUCACAGAGGAACUAUUGAAUGAAGCAGUUGAUAUAGAUUACAAGAUUCGUAAUAUAUGGUACAAGCCACAUGGAAAGAGAGUAGUUACAUAUAUGAAGAGACAUGGUGGAUUGUUCAACUUCGAGAAAAGAUGGCGGAAACAUUUCCUUCAAACUAUGAAACCAAAGUUCAUGCCAAAAGGUUGGUCAGUUAGUCAUCGUCAUGAACAUCAUCGUGAUGAUGACGACAAUGAGGACAAUGAUAGUUUAUCUGACUUGGAGGUGGAUUUUACAAAUGAUGUGUGACACAGGACAGUCAUGAAAUAAACAAUUAAUAAAAGGUCUGUCAGUAUGGUGGACUACUUAAUCAGGUAAAGAAAUUUG